This is a messenger RNA of Esox lucius (northern pike), 1260 nucleotides long. It is a transcript of the gene cep15, whose product is annotated as chromosome 17 C3orf14 homolog. NCBI's taxonomy places the organism in Eukaryota, Metazoa, Chordata, Actinopteri, Esociformes, Esocidae. The transcript has 4 exons. The record is from RefSeq and is a predicted model, not a curated record. Bases 101 to 538 code for a protein of 145 amino acids.
UGACGUCAACGUUAUUUCCCUGACAUCCGGUUCAUUUCCAUGGACGCUUACUAAUGGAUGCCGGUGGCUUCUUGCAGUGAUUAAAAAACUACCUGGCAGAAUGCUAUCUACUCAAUCUGAAGAAGUGGAACUGAGCAAGAAACAUGAGGAAAUUCUAGGAAAGAGAGCUGUGCUGCUUCUGCAGAUGGAGAGUCUAUAUAAACAACAGAAGUGUACAAGGAAGCAGCAGGUGAAGAUGUCACAUGUUGCUCAUGAGAGAAACGCCCAACUCCUCCAGGACUUGCAGAAAAUUGAGAAUCGUCUUGGAACAAAACAACUCCCACACCCAGAUAUCCUCACUUUGGAGACACGUUACUGGGCGUCCGUUGAGGAGAACAUUCCAGAAUGGGAGCGCUUCCUACUGGGUAAGGGGCCACAUCCUAGCAGCAACCUUAGCAGAACACCUAAACCAUGGAAACAGAAAGCCAACCCACGCAACAGUUCUCCCACACAAGACAAGGCCCUGUCUCCUCAUCCUAUACUGAAACAUGCAAAAUGACCUGAAGGGGAAAAUGUACAUCAUUUGCAUGCAACAGGUAAAAUUAUAAUGUAGAUUAUUCAUUCAUGUCAAGUGCCUGGGCACAAGUGUUAUGAGGUAUUCUCCUAUGACAGUGUGCUUAGCAUUGACAGUCGGCUAAAAUUUUUUUCCCCCCUAUUUAUGUUUAUACUCCAGCACCUUUUUAUGAUCAGCAAUUUUGACAGUUCAAGGUCAAGCUUUGAUUUUGAACAUCAUCCAAUACUUCUAUAUGAUAUUUUCUUACCUCUCACUCUACAGAAUUUCCGCCCCUACUUUUUAUAAGCAAUACAUACACACACUGUGUAAGUAUAUGGUCUGUAGCACGUGAUUUUAAUACCACACCACCAGUAAUCUGAAACAAUGUGGUUUCCUAGAGUUCAUGUCUCCUGUCUGCCCACUAGGGGGAGGUAGCACCAUGGAUUUGGAAAACAAAGGCCAAACUCUACUCCAGCCUGAGGUCAUUCACUUCACCAUCUGUUACUCGUCAAUGAUUUAAUAACAUUUACUGUAAUUUAUGUGCAUAUCUUCUAACCUAGCUGUAUUCUGGUGCUUCACCAUUACAUGCAUAAUAUGUAUUAUUAACAGCUUUUAUUUUAUUUUAAAUGUCAACAUUAUGGUAAACCACAAUUACUCAUGUCAUUACUGUUCCCUUGUUUAAGCAAUUGAUAUGUAUAUGUCUCAAUAAACAUUAUCCGUUUACUGAU